AGGUUGCGCUCGCUGGAGGCCGUCGUCUGCUGCUGUAAUUCGGCUACAGUGGGAAGGAAAAUAUUGUUUAAAAUCGACUUUUACCCGCUCGCGAAUAAUCCGUUUCGCUCGGAUUUUACGCUACUCCCUCCUUACAGAGAAAGCGCCUCGCUAAAAGGGCAGACCGGGACAGGGAGUCGAUUAGCGGCCCAUGCAGCCAUAACGAGCCCGUGAUACACCAUCAGAUCGCUGGAGAAGGUAACUCCUCGCCCCCCUUUUCCUCUCCUGUUUCCUAAGCUUCUCUGUCCCCUGCCCCUCAUAAUCAGCCCAGAGACCCUCUUCCUAAAGGCCAGUUAGGAACGUUGGGUCUGUUCCUCCCCAUUCUCCCAGCCUCCAUCUGUCUCUCUAACUCCACCUGCCCAGUAGGGGGCUGACCGCUUAUUGGACACCCCAAAAAAAACCAUGUCCUCCAUCUUGCCUUUCACUCCGCCCGUGGUGAAGCGUCUGCUGGGCUGGAAGAAGUCGGCCAGCGGUUCGAGCGGAGCGGGAGGGGGCGGAGAGCAGAACGGCCAGGAGGAGAAAUGGUGCGAGAAGGCCGUCAAAAGCCUGGUGAAGAAGCUGAAGAAGACGGGCCAGCUGGACGAGCUGGAGAAAGCCAUUACCACACAGAACUGCAACACCAAGUGUGUCACCAUUCCCAGAUCUCUGGACGGGCGUCUGCAAGUGUCUCACCGCAAAGGUCUGCCUCAUGUCAUCUACUGCCGCCUGUGGCGAUGGCCCGACCUGCACAGCCAUCACGAGCUGCGCGCCAUCGAGACCUGCGAGUACGCCUUCAACCUCAAGAAGGAUGAAGUCUGCGUCAACCCCUACCACUACCAGCGGGUGGAGACGCCAGUUCUUCCUCCUGUCCUCGUGCCAAGACACACGGAGAUCCUGACUGAGCUGCCGCCUCUGGACGACUACACCAACUCCAUACCUGAAAACACCAACUUCCCAACAGGGAUCGAGCCUCCUAACAAUUAUAUACCAGAAACUCCUCCACCGGGAUACAUCAGUGAGGAUGGGGAGGCCAGCGACCAGCAGAUGAAUCAAAGUAUGGACACAGGUUCUCCUGCGGAACUGUCACCAAGCACACUCUCGCCUGUCAAUCAUGGCAUGGACCUUCAGCCAGUGACUUACUCAGAGCCCGCGUUUUGGUGCUCCAUAGCUUACUAUGAACUAAACCAGCGGGUCGGAGAAACAUUCCACGCCUCUCAGCCUUCCCUCACUGUGGACGGCUUCACAGACCCCUCCAAUUCAGAGCGCUUUUGCCUGGGCCUGCUGUCUAACGUCAACCGCAACGCCACCGUGGAGAUGACCCGGAGACACAUAGGACGAGGGGUCAGGCUGUAUUAUAUUGGUGGGGAAGUGUUUGCCGAAUGUCUUAGCGAUAGCGCCAUCUUUGUUCAAAGCCCUAACUGUAAUCAGAGGUAUGGCUGGCACCCUGCAACAGUCUGUAAAAUCCCUCCAGGUAAGAGAUUCAUUCAUUUUUCAUUGUCACCUGUGCCAUCCGUCCACCAUCUAGAAAUUUACGUCAAGCGUUAUGACGUAAUGAUAUCCUCUUUCUCAGGCUGUAACCUGAAGAUCUUCAAUAACCAGGAGUUUGCGGCACUGCUGGCUCAGUCGGUGAACCAGGGCUUUGAGGCUGUAUAUCAGUUGACCAGGAUGUGCACUAUUCGCAUGAGUUUUGUCAAAGGCUGGGGAGCCGAGUACAGACGGCAGACAGUGACGAGCACCCCCUGCUGGAUCGAGCUUCACCUGAACGGCCCCCUGCAGUGGCUGGACAAGGUCCUGACCCAGAUGGGCUCGCCCUCCGUACGCUGUUCCAGUAUGUCCUAAUCGCCGUGACCAAGCUCUCAGUCCUCUGCUCCCCCUCCCCCCCCCCCCAAAACGACUGAUUCUACAAUCACAUGAACCGACAACUCGAAGAACAACAGACUUACUCGACCCCCGCCCCCCUCUUUCUCUUUCAUAGUACUCGUGAGCCUUUCUCUAUCCUCUCUGUCCUCCCGACACUGAUGUUCUCUCUCCGUUCGGACCUGAACGCAGCACUUGCUGUCUCAUCAGCUUCAUGCACCUUUAAUUCUCUCUUGUUUUCUUUCAUAAACCCUCAAUAUUAAAUGUAUUAGUAGUAGAACUUGAAAUGUAUAUUGGUUUCUAUUUUAUUUUGACGGUUUUCGCGAAGGAGGGAAGGUGCGUAUGUUGUGUGGAAGUUCAAGAAGGCAGUAAACAACUUCACACACUUGUAGCAGCAAGGCUUUUCCCCCCGAUGAAGUAAAUACGGAUGCCGAUCCCAAUCCGGUCGUUCAAGGAGUUACUUUUUCUGGCAAAAAGUCGCGUUCUUUGUUUUUAUACACGUUAUUAUUGUGUAGAUUGACACGUUGAGACUUAAUCAUGGUUUUUGAUUUCUUCAGUAAUGCCAAAAGAUACUUUCCUUUAUUUUUAUUACGAUUUCUUCCCCCGAACCACUAUAUGAGAAUGUUGCCUUUGAUUUGAGGUAUGCUGCUGUAUGCUUCUUUUCUUCAAACGUGUAGAAUGUUAAACGCAAAAAAAAGACCCCACGUUCAAUUCGAACCUUACGCCGCCCCUCGAAAUGAACUUUUUACUCGCUAGUUAGCCGUGGAGUGGUUUUGGAGUCUGGUUUCUUCAGAAAGCGGCUUCUUUUAGGGCCUUUCGAAGGUUGUUAAAACGUCUCGCGCAGUCCGGAUCUUUAAAAUAAAACGAAAAAAAAUCCUAAAAAACAAAUCCAAGUAUUUAAGCUUUAAGUGUUAAUAAACUAGGUUAUCCUUCACACGAUUACGAGAUUUCUUUUUCUUCCCUUUCUCUUUCUUUUAGCUACUUUUUGUAUUUUCAUGUAUUUUUAUAUAUAAAUAUAUUUAAGAUCUUUAAAGCUCUCUUCCUUUUUAUUAGAAUUGAAUAUUUUUUUAGAUCAUGCCCUCUUUUUAAAGGAACAUGGCUUCAUAAUGAGAUGUCCUAUCAUACGAAAACGUUAUUUAGCAUGAAAUUUUUAUAAGCGCAACUAUCUUUUCUCCUCUUCCUCCGCUUUCGAUAUUCAAGCUGUUGUCCCGGUUAACGUUUCGCCCUGAUCUCGAACCCCCUGAAGUACAUCGGACUUUAAUUUUUCUUUUAGUCGCUUUCCUCCCACGUUCACGACACGAUACCGUGUAAGCGGUUACCCGAAUCCCGCGGGUUCUGUUUGUUUGCAAUUGGGGAAUUAAAAAAAAAAAAAAAAGGUUGCUUUUACAGGGAGAACUGUGCAACUUUAGUGUGCGUGCUCGUUGUACAACUUUUACUAAUGACUGUGAUAUAGCUGUCUGUUAUUCUUUACUUGUUGUGGCAGUGACCAGGCGUUGCAAAUAUCCAUUCCCCUUCUUCCCACCUUUGUCUCCAUAUUUUCCUUCAUUGAUCUUAACUACUCUUGCGAUUGUACUUUAAGUGCAUCUAGUAAAAAGCUGACGAAGAUGUUGUGGCCCGUUUUUUUUAAAGCCGACGAGCGGCCGUUAAGACACUGGGAACAUUCUGUUUGCCAUUUUUGACUGGGUGUGGAAAGAAAACCAAAUAGAACUGAAAGUGGACCAGACAUAUAUGCAUAUAAAUGUGUAUAUAUAAUUUUAUUUUACUUUUUUCUGUUAUUUUUUUUUUUUUCUCCUAUUUUGCAAAGCAUUUAACAGUUGGUGAGCUUGUUUUACCAUUAGAGAGAUGUAUUGGUAGGACGUGAACUUCAGGCGAUAAGCUUUUCAGGCGUGUUGCAUAUGCAGACUUCAUAAAUACACUAAUAAAAAGUUUUAAUUCUCAUGUUAA
Molecule: messenger RNA, 3819 nt
Organism: Labeo rohita (rohu)
Lineage: Eukaryota; Metazoa; Chordata; Actinopteri; Cypriniformes; Cyprinidae
Gene: smad2
Product: SMAD family member 2
Exons: 10
Coding region: 442-1857 (471 amino acids)
Biological process (GO): anatomical structure morphogenesis; SMAD protein signal transduction; transforming growth factor beta receptor signaling pathway
Cellular component (GO): heteromeric SMAD protein complex
Molecular function (GO): RNA polymerase II cis-regulatory region sequence-specific DNA binding; DNA-binding transcription factor activity, RNA polymerase II-specific; I-SMAD binding
Source: RefSeq, a predicted model, not a curated record